AUGGCUGCCCCUGGACCAAGCGGUGACCCUGCAGUUCCAGAGGCAAUAACCUUGAGCGGCUUGACUGAACCCAACCAGUUGGCAGACGCAGCGGCGUGCAAGGUUGAUGUACCAGCCGCCUCAGCAGGCCAGGGCACCGCCUCGGCGUCUUCUUCCAAACCUUCAUCCCCAGCUCACUUGUUACCAUCUGCGCUGGCUGAGACUGUGGCUCGCAGCAACAACACCGCCGGAGCAUUUCCUUCACCGCAGACAGGUCGUGGGGCAAUCACACGGUCAUCAUUAACUCGACAAAAUGUCGGCAGACAAGCUUCGCUAUCAUCCCGCGUAUGUGGGGCGCGUACGAAGUCUACGAGGUCUGGUGCUGCCAUUGGCCCCAUAGAACAGCAGCGUGACACAGCUGAAACACAUGCAGGCGCUCGCGAAGCACACCGCACCUGCAGAAACUAUGGUGGCAGCUCCCUCCAGCCAGCAGUUUGCAGUGAAGUUUCUCCUUCGUGCAGGGGAAGGGGAGCUAAGGGUUCUGGGCGAUCAGUGCUGGAAGCUGGUGCUGUUGCAACACCUGUGCCUGCAACUGAUGAAGGUGGCUGCGGCAGAGGGCUUCGCCGUGUAGCAGCGGACGCGGGCGCUGCAGGACCAGCAUGUGCUGCAACACCCCAGGCUGCGGCAGAUGAUUCCUCUUCUGCUGCUUCAGCGACUCCAGCUGUAUCUCUAGAUUACCGAGGACCGCGUCGGUCCCUCCGCCAGGCCCUUCUAGCGAAUUCAGGGAAGACGCAGGUUCCCGGGACAGCGGGCUGCGGUUCCACAGCAGGUGAGGCUCUUCUUGGUGGAAACACAGCAGCGCCGGCAACGGGGCCAGGUCCAGGGAAUCCAGCUGCUGCUAUGACAGUCAGCGGUGGAGCUUUUGCAGGACCUGGCGCUGCUGCUGGAGGGAGGAGGCGCAUGCGGCAGCCGCAUCGGCAGCUCCUGCAGAGCUAUGUAGUGGGGCAGCAGCACCAACAGACGGGGCCCCAAGCUGACGAGAGAACGACGUGUCUUGCAGACUGGCUCGAUAUACGAGGAAGCACCCCCCGUUGCUGCUGCGGUGCAAGCUGCGUUUCCUGCAACACUAACUGGAGUGGCAAAGCAAACAACGCUAGCACUGUUGAGGGAACAUUCGGUGGCUCAAACCGCGGAGGUGGAGGAAGCAGCUCACGUAGCAUCCUUGAUGUGCAUGCAUCAGCAGCAGCGAAGCGGGACAGGCAGCAGCGGCAGCAGAUGCAGCAACAGUGUUCAGGAGGGUCAGGUUUUGAAGCACAGCAGUCAGACGCGAGAUCAGGGGAUGGGAUUCUUGUGUGCCCUUCUUGGUUUGAAUCGCCCCUCGAGCUGGAGGUGCCCACUGGGCUGAGUUGCAUCCGUCCCUCGUCUCCUUCUCGGUCUGCAAUUUUUGCCUCUCAACAGGCUGCGUGGGAAGAGGAGGACAUAGUGGAAGCAGCGGAAGCAGCAGCAACAACUGUUGGGACGCCAUGGCCUAAAGGCAGCACCAGCUGCAGCUUUGGAGGCUACGGGUCAGCUACGCGCAACGGUGGGCAGGUUCCCCUUUGCUGCUAUUGUGGCCUCCCCCUACGGCCCCCAGCUGUCAGCAACCUGAGGGGAGGAGGCGCAGAAUCUGGGUGUCCCUUGGCAGCAGCUGCAGCAGCUGCUGCUGCACUCGGAUUAGAUGGAUGGACUCAGUGGUGUCGUUGCUGUACUCGAGUGUACGGAGACCUGCGUCUACAGCAUCAGCGAAAUGCAACGGGGCUUCCCUUUAAGUCGUUCUCUGUGCCGAAAGCACCUCUACGAUACCUGCUACUGCCUGCAGAUGGAGCCAAGGACACGCCUGGGGGUGCGGGGGCAGUUGCGGCUGCACUCGCUGCUGCAGCUGUUGCGGACCCACGCCGAAGCAAAUUGAACGAUGACAACGGUGCCACCGCUUCUGCCGAGGCAGAUGGCGAUUCGGUUGGUGUCAGUACGACUUGCACGCCUAACAGCAGCAGCAAGAGUAGCAGCAUGGGAAAUACAGCGCCUCUUAGACGUACACGCAGUGGCCAUCACUUUGCUAGAGCACCGACUGCCCGCAGCAGCAGUCGGGGCAGCAACAACCCAUCAGAUAUAAUGCGAUUCAUGGGGGCCUCUUGCUGCUGGCCCAGCAGCGUUUCUAGUGUUAGUUAUGUGCAGCCGCUUGCGCGUAUUCAACAACGGCUGACUCAACUACAGCAACGCUAUGCGGACCAGGCACCGCAGCUCCAACAGCAGCAGCAGCGAGGCUCAGCUGAAGUACCUGCCUUGCCUGCGUUGCAGCCAGUGCCGGUAGAUGGUGUCAAGCUGCCUUCUCUGUCCAGUGCAGCUCCGGCAAACUCAUCUCUAGCAGCGGCACCAGCGUCGGCAGCAUCAUCGUUAAGAGUGGAAACAGAAACUGUUGCAAGUGCGGGGGCCAAGGCUCAGGGUGCUUCACCUACGUCCGAAGCCCAGAGGCUUGUUGACGUUGGAGAAGCCAAAGCAGCAUCGGUAAGCUUGGCCGACACAGGAUUAUCGACGGCGCCAGCAAACACAACAGCAGUAGCAGCACAAGAAGCAGCAAAACCAGGACAACGCCUUGCUCCAGCGGAUGCACCUGCGACAGCUAACUUCAGGUCCCCGUGUUCUACCGGUACCUCCCAAGCCAGCCAUGCUUCAAGGCUGCCGGCAGCCAAGACAGAGACGUCCACUGCGAAGUCCCGCACCGUGGUUAUUCCUCGGGUGUACCUGGAGAGCAGCUCAGACUGUUACGUAGCGACCGCCUUUGAUUCAGUGCAACAGCUGCUCCUUCAAAAGCGCUUCUGCUGCACAGUGCUGGGGGAGCAGAGAGCGCAUGCUCUGGCUUGUCAGUGGCUGAGGUGGGUGAGUAAAGGCGCCGCAUCGGCAGCGCAGAAGUCUCAAAUGCCGCAUGUGCAAGUAAACACAGUUUCGGGGGUACAGGCGGCCCCCGCUGCUGCUGCUGCAGCAUAUCCAUCAUCCGCUUUGCUCGCAGAUGGCCUCGCCACGGUACCCACAGUGGCUGCAUCACCAGGGCGCAGGGCGGCGGCUGGCGGAUUGUGGGGAAUGCGUCGAGGGCCUCAUCGGGCUGACACUGGAGGCUUGCCUCAGCAUCACGAGAAUCUUCGGAGCGAGCGACACCUCAAGCGGCGCCGCCGUUGCGGGGAGACUCUAGAAGGCAGUGACCGCGACGAUGGGUCAUUUCCUAGCCAGCGUUUUGCUGCUGCUGCUACCCAGUGCCAGCGGAUGGAAGAGGUAUAG
Eimeria mitis is the source of this 3291-nucleotide messenger RNA. RefSeq lists its product as uncharacterized. Lineage: Eukaryota; Apicomplexa; Conoidasida; Eucoccidiorida; Eimeriidae. The transcript has a single exon. The record is from RefSeq and is a predicted model, not a curated record. Bases 1 to 3291 code for a protein of 1096 amino acids.